Messenger RNA from Bursaphelenchus okinawaensis, 4344 nucleotides. The record is from the annotation of a GenBank genome assembly. NCBI's taxonomy places the organism in Eukaryota, Metazoa, Nematoda, Chromadorea, Rhabditida, Aphelenchoididae.
AUGUCCAGCACCCCUUCAAGUGUAGCCACGUGUAGUACGUCAAACGACGACACAUCCAAAUUAAUAUGUAAAAUAUGUGGUGCUGCAUCGGAUGGGCCUCACUUUGGAGUGCCUUCUUGUAGGGCAUGUAAGUUUCGGCUUAUGAAAAGUGUUGUCUUUUCAUUUUAGUGGUAAGGUGGAGCAGGGUAUAGGAUUUAGGGUAGGAAAAGCUAGAGCAGGGUAGGACAAAGUAAGGUAAGAUAUAGUACGGUAAGUUAAUGUAGAGUAGGGUAGGGCUUAUUAGAGUAUAAAAACAUUAUUUUUCAGGCAGUGCCUUCUUCAGAAGGUCAAUUGUAGAAGGCCGAAAGUACAAAUGUUCUCAUAAAAACGACUGUGAGGUAACUUCUGGUAAGUUAAGGACGCAAGCACUUUCUGUACAAAGUAUAAAAUGGCAAGAAUUUUCUUUACAAAACAUAAAAUAGCAAGAACUUUCUUUACAAAACAAAAAAUGGCAAGAACUUUCUUUACAAAACGGAAAAUGGCAAAAACACUCUUUACAAAACAAAAAAUGACAAGAACUUUCUUUACAAAAUAUAAAAUAGCAAAAACUUUCUUUACAAAACAAAAAAUGGCAAAAACUUUCUUUACAAAACGGAAAAUGGCAAAAACUUUCUUUACAAAACAAAAAAUGGCAAGAACUUUUUUUACAAAACGAAAAAUGACAAGAACUUUCUUUACAAAACAAAAAAUGGCAAGAACUUUCUUUACAAAAUAUAAAAUAGCAAAAACUUUCUUUACAAAACAAAAAAUGGCAAGAACUUUCUUUACAAAAUAUAAAAUAGCAAAAACUUUCUUUACAAAACAAAAAAUGGCAAGAACUUUCUUUACAAAAUAUAAAAUAGCAAAAACUUUCUUUACAAAACAAAAAAUGGCAAGAACUUUCUUUACAAAAUAUAAAAUAGCAAAAACUUUCUUUACAAAACAAAAAAUGGCAAGAACUUUCUUUACAAAAUAUAAAAUAGCAAAAACUUUCUUUACAAAACAAAAAAUAGCAAGAACUUUCUUUACAAAACGGAAAAUGGCAAAAACUUUCUUUUUAAAUCGCAAUGUUAACAUUAUACAAUGUAAGAUUUUAGAUGUCCGGAACUGUUGCCGAUGUUGUCGUUACGCAAAAUGCUUACAAAUGGGUAUGAAAGCACAUAGUAAGUUACUUUUUCUAUUUUUUUCAUUUUUUAGGCCUCGAAAACAUUUUUAAAAAGCUUGAAUUGCUUGACCUAGACCUUGCUAGACCUGUAAAGUCGCUAAACCAAGCCCAAUUUUUAGUCCGGUUCCGUACAAAGUUUGCUUUGGCUCUAGAACCUUGGGCCAGUCCAAGGUGAUGCCAUGACAGUGUUGUAUUAGUUUGUUCAUAUAGUUCUGUGCCCCUAAACCCAAAAACUUGCUUUGAGAGGGGGUACAGAAUUAUUUGAACAACCUAGUAUUGAAGGGCACGGAAUUAUUUGAACGACCUAAUACUAAAGGGCACGGAAUUAUUUGCACAACCUAAUAUUAAGGGGCACAGAAUUAUUUGAACAACCUAGUAUUAAAGGGCACAGAAUUAUUUGAACAAUCUAAUAUGAAGGAGCACAGAAUUAUUUGAACGACCUAAUAUUAAAGGGCACAGAAUUAUUUGAACAACCUAAUAUUAAGGGGCAUAGAAUUAUUUGAACGACCUAAUAUUACGGAGCACAGAAUUAUUUAAAAAAUAUAAUAUUAAAGGGCACAGAAUUAUUUGAACAACCUAAUAUUAAGGGGCAUAGAAUUAUCUGAACAAACUAAUACUAAGGGGCACAGAAUUAUUCGAACAACGCAAUAUUAAGGUUGUUCAAAUAUUUCUGUGCCCUUUAUUAGAAUAUAAAGGAUUUCAAACUCCGAUUGACUGAAUGGCUUGGGCUAGGAAUAGGCCAUGGUUAGCGUAGGGCUAAGACUAGACCUUUCAGCUCUAUUCCAUAAGCAAUAUAACCAGUCUGUGCCAUUUCAGGAGUACAAAAACCCCGUGAUCUCAACAGAAACAUUACCAAAACUAAUAGUAAAUCCCACGCCUCCGAUUCAUUGAUACUGAAUCAUAUAAUGCAUCCACCGAAGAUAGCAGAUAGGCUUGAUAUAGGCUACAAAAGAUAUGUUAUAGCACAAGAAGCCAUAUAUUCUACUAUGUUUGUUGAGAAUGUGCUCAAAGAUCGGAAAGAGAUGAUUGUCAUACCUAUUGAGAAGAAAUUGAAAAUGGAAAUGGCAUUAGUGCCCAGUAUGUACACCUUCCUCAGGGAUUACUUCUGCACUUAUGCUACGAUAGAGAAAGAACAAAAGGUAAGAUAAUUUAGGGUAAGAUAUAGUAAGCUGAGGUUAGGUAAAUUAAAGGGUAGGGUAGAGAUAAAGUAAGAUAAUGUAAGGUAGAAGAUAGUAGGAUGGGGUAGAGUAACAUACUGUACAAUAGGAUAGGGCUGCAGAGAAUAUGCCAGAAUACUGUAGAAUAGGAUACAGUAGGGGAAGAUGUAUUAAGUUGCAGUGGAGUAGGGCACGGCAGAGUAGGGUAAAGUACAGUAGAGUACGGUAGAGUGAAAUAUAGUAAAGUAGAGUGGAGGCAAGUAGAGUAAUAGUAGGAUAGGUAGGGUAGGAAAGGGCAGGAUAAUGUAAGACAAAGUAAGAUAUUGUAAAGCAGAGUACUGUAGGCCAAGAUAUGAUACUGUAGGGUAGGGUACGGUACUUUAAGGCAAAUUAAGAUACUGUAAAGUACGGUAGGUUAAGGUACGAUAGGAUAGGGUAGGGUAGGAUAGGGUAGGAUAAGGUGGGGUAGGGUAGGGUAGGGUAGGGUAGGGUAGGGUAGGGUAGGGUAGGGUAGAGUAGGGUAGGGUAGGGUAGGGUAGGAUAGGGUGGGGUAGGGUAGGGUAGGGUAGAGUAGAGUAGGGUAGGGUAGGGUAGGGUAGGGGUAGGGUAGGGUAGGGUAGGGUAGGGUAGGGUAGGGUAGGGUAGGGUAGGGUAGGGUAGGGUAGGGUAGGGUAGGGUAGGGUAGGGUAGGGUAGGGGUAGGGUAGGGUAGGGUAGGGUAGGGUAGGGUAGGGUAGGGUAGGGUAGGGUAGGGUAGGGUAGGGUAGGGUAGGGUAGGGUAGGGUAGGGUAGGGUAGGGUAGGGUAGGAUAAUGUUAAUGAUGAUAUUUUCAGUUAGAAGUCAUAAAGUUGUUCUCCCACGCCUUCAGUUUCUUUCAAGCCAUGUAUCUUUCUACAGUAUUCUUCUCGAAAAAGCCUGAUUAUAUAGCCUAUACAAGGCACGACUAUGUAGAUAACAAGAAGGCGAAAGAACGUUUUGUAAAUUUAAAAAACCCUUCAGAAGUUGAAAAGUGAGUACUGUACAUUCGGCAUUAACUUAUUUUUUCAAUUUUAAAAAUAAUAGGCUGUAUAAAAAAUAUUGAGCUAUGUUUUACUGUUUCAGAAUUUUCGAACCUUUAAAGAAAAAAGCGGCCAAAACCAUUUCAAAAGCCAAAAGACUUCAACUGAACGACCAAGAGUUCCUAUGUUUGGUCGGCAUCGUGCUGAGUAAUGAAUGUGAGUACUAGCCCAGCCCUAUCCUAUCUUCCCCUCCCUCCAGCAAAAGAAAGGGUAUAGGAGAAAGACCAAAAAAGCCAGCACAGCCCUGACCAGACUAACCCAGUCAAGCUAGGCCCAAUUUAGCUCAGCUGAAUUCAGUUGAGUUUAGUCUGGCCCAGCUCGGCUCGGCUCGGAUCAUAUCCAGCUCAACCCUGCUAAGGCCGACUCAACCCCAGCCCACUCCAGCCUAGCACAUCCCAGCCUAGCUCAGUCUUAGCCCUACCCUAGCCCAGAGCGCUAGCCCAGCCCAGCAUAGUCCAGUCCAGUCCUAUUCUACGUAGCCCAGGCAUUAGCUUUACCUCUAGCUGCCCUAGCCUUAGCUCGCGCCCUAACCCACCCCUCCCUAGCAAAGCCCAGCCCAGAUCAGACUAUAGGGCUGGAUUAGACUAUAUCAAUGAAAGUGCACUAGACUGGCAAAACCAAGCCUUAGCUCCAGCACUACCCUAACCCCAUCCGUAGCCCAGAGCUCUAACUUAAAAUAAUACAAAUUUGUUACAGUAACCUACCGUCUCCAACUCCCCCAAGCAGCCGAAGAGAAGCGUCGCCUAAUGUCCGAGCUGUACGAGUCCUGUAAAGAAAACAGUCCAACGAAUGCGAUGAAAAGAUUCGGCCAAUUGCUACUAUUGAUCAGGGACAAUGAGGAGGCUGGUGCCAUUUUCAAAGAAUGCGUCUUCCACGCCCUUCUAGUCAACGAUGUCAUCCGAGAUUCGACGUCCAAAUUCAGGGAACUCAGCGAACUUUUUGUUUGA